This is a messenger RNA of Orussus abietinus, 2308 nucleotides long. Its product is annotated as ectonucleotide pyrophosphatase/phosphodiesterase family member 5. Bases 486 to 1979 code for a protein of 497 amino acids. Lineage: Eukaryota; Metazoa; Arthropoda; Insecta; Hymenoptera; Orussidae. The record is from RefSeq and is a predicted model, not a curated record. The transcript is spliced from 8 exons.
UUUUAAAAUGUUAAAGCAAUUAUUUUAAUAGAAGGUUAAUCCAAGGUGAACGUACCUAUGAAACGCGCUUUCUGUGUACCUCGAUGAUUAUUUUUGCUCUGUUAACGUUCCGUAAUAUAUCAAAUUAUAGUAUAUUAUAUCGCACGUAAACAUACGAUAAGAUUUGUAAUAACCUGUUUUCGCCUUGGUUGCGUCAAGCAGAACGGAACAAGGCAGUUUAAAAGAUAUUUUUACGUAAAUAACUAGUUUGACUUUACCGACCGAACUAUCGACCCGCAUCGUACUCUGCUAAAAGGGUUUUUUCUUGUAUGCACUAUAUUUCUAUCUUAAGAAGACCCAGUGUAUAAAAUUCAUUUUACCCAGCAGAUUACACUUGACUGCUUCAUUUAUUUGCUGAUUGUUUCGAAGGCUGGACUCUCGUUUUUAUUUAUCAGUUUGUGUACCCUUGCGGUAUCAGAAUUCAUGUUCAAAGAAUUAUUACUAUAAUGUUUACGUUAAGUAUUUCUCUUUGGGUAACGCUUGUGUUUAUACAAGUCCAGAUUGCGGUGCUGAUUUCACAACAUCCAAAAUUGUUAGUGGUCUCCUAUGAUGGUUUCAGGUAUGAUUAUUUGAUUCGCAAUUUGACUCCUUUUAUGGAUGGCUUAAAGACUAAUGGUACAUAUGCUGAUUACAUGAAGAACAUUUUCAUUACAAAGACGUUUCCCAACCAUCAUUCUAUUAUGACAGGGCUGUACGCCGAAACACAUGGUGUUGUUGAUAACAGUGUACUUGACCCUGAUUCGGGCGAAAUGAUUAAGUAUUCAUAUAAAAUGUUUCAUUACAAUGAAAAAAUAUCUCCAAUUUGGACAAUUAAUGAAAUGGCAAAUAAUGGAAGACGUAGUGGGUUAAUGAUGUGGCCUGGGGGUCACUUCAAGUAUCAGAAUAUCUUUCCCACUUAUGCACAGGACCUUAACAUUUCUGUCUCCUGGGAGCAGAGAAUCGACGUUCUAAUAUCCUGGUUCACAGAUCCAAUUUCUCCGAUAAAUUUUGGAGUAUUAUAUAUAGAAGAACCAGAUUUACUUGGUCAUGCCGUGGGUAUACAUGGAGAUCUCUUCGAUAAAAUGCUUAUUAAACUUGAUCGUAUUACGGAAUAUUUACAUGAUCAACUAGGUCGUCAUGGUCUUACCGACGUUAAUGUUAUUCAUCUGAGUGACCAUGGAAUGGAAAGUGUUACUUUAGAUAGAAUCAUAAAUAUAACAAAUUAUAUAAAUGAUUCUGAUUAUAAAAUAAUCGAAUCUCCAACAACGGUACAUAUAUACCCCAAGAAUGGAAAAGAGGAUCUAAUUUAUCAAAAACUAGCAGUAGUAAGUAAUAAAACGAGGCAUUUCAAUGUUUAUAAAAGGGCUAAUAUACCGCACGAGUAUCAUUAUGGUAAUAACUUGAGAGUGGGCCCUAUCUUUGUCGUGGCUAAUUUGGGUUAUGCAUUUUCAUCUCUUUACAAUUUUAUUCCGGACUAUGAAAAAGCAUACAAUUUCACAGUUAAUAACAAGAGUGAAUUUGGAUUACAUGGUUACGACAAUAAAAUUAAGGAGAUGCAUCCGAUAUUUUUUGCAAGUGGUCCUGCAUUUCAAUCAAAAUGCAAAUUGGAACCUUUCGAUAGCGUAGAUUUACUUCCUUUAUUUUGUGAAGUACUUAAUCUGUCGUGCCCUUCUGUGAAUGGUACGUUGCAACACUUUCGUAAGUGUUUAAAACAGUCGGCAGACAUUAAAUCUUCAACUGUAAUUAUAUUGGCAAUUGUCAUCUGUGCCUUAUUAAUUUUGGGUGGACUCGGAGGUGUACUUGUUCCACAUUAUAUUAGCAAGAUGAAAGGACAUCAAAGACAAUCAAUAAGUGAUCCUGACAUGGAGCGACUUUUAGAGGAAAGUGCUUCCUCGGACUAUGUUUGGCGUCAGAAGAUAAAUUACUCGAUACUACCUAAUACUAACAGUAAUGGACUAUAAAUAUUUCUUUGAUCACCUGAGAAAAGUGAUACUGCCGAAAUUUGUACAGUGUCGAUAUAAGUGUACAUAUUCACUCUUUAACUAUGUUUUUCUAGAAUUACUGUACUUUUUACAUACUUAAUCUUUUCCGUGACAGUGACAGUUUCCAAUAAUGUAAUUACAUAUGAUUUAUACAAUUUCAAUUAACCCCCAAAUGGUGAUGUGCGUAAAUAAGGCAAUCGAAGGUGUGUGUAUAACUAGUCAUUUGAUAAUAUACGUAUAACAUUAAUUCGAUUGUACAUAAAUCUAUUGAAGGGAAUAUAGUAAUUAAAGUUCCCUUGUUAAAGCCA